Messenger RNA from Penicillium soppii, 1152 nucleotides. Its product is annotated as putative protein transport membrane glycoprotein Sec20. Gene Ontology annotation, cellular component: SNARE complex; endoplasmic reticulum. The transcript is spliced from 3 exons. The record is from RefSeq and is a predicted model, not a curated record. Lineage: Eukaryota; Fungi; Ascomycota; Eurotiomycetes; Eurotiales; Aspergillaceae. Gene Ontology annotation, molecular function: SNAP receptor activity. Bases 1 to 1152 code for a protein of 383 amino acids. Gene Ontology annotation, biological process: retrograde vesicle-mediated transport, Golgi to endoplasmic reticulum.
AUGUCCCCAACGACAGCCCUCCAGGGCCGCUUGAAAGAGCUCUCAGCUGCUCAGGGGCAAAUCCAGCCCCUUGUUACCCGGCUGCGCGAGUUUACUGUCUCUAUUGGACAAGGCGACGAAGCACGCUUAGAGCUCGGAUCGGAGAUACACUCCCGGCUGAAAGAUGCCGAGCAAGAGUUAGAGCUGCUGCGCGUGGAGGUCGAGGCCUUGGAAACACCUGCCGAUGGUAGACGGAAGGCAUCUGCUACACACGGCGAGAAGGAGGCUGAAAGGGAGCGGAUUGUUGCCAUGGCGGGACGAUUGGCUGAGGAUCUCAAGAGGACCCGAACUGAUUUCCGAAACGCUCAAUUACAAGCGAAGCGUAAUGCCGAGCUCGCCAAGCGAAAGGAAAAAGAAUUGCUAUUAUCUAGAUCGAGCUCGGAGAAAAAGCAGACCUCAGAGAGGCUAACUCAUGAUGAUCUUGUUUUGAACGCCUCCAAUGAUGUUACAUCCGCGCUGCGCAGAACACACCAACUCAUGCAAUCUGAACUCUCCCGCAGCCAAUUUGCCCAGGAAACCCUUGAACAAUCCACAGCCGCAAUCUCGUCAUUGUCCGAGUCUUACAGCAGCCUCGACACACUUCUUUCCUCGUCGCGCAGUCUUGCUAAUUCUCUUCUCCGCUCCCAAAAAUCCGAUACUUGGUAUCUUGAAACAGCAUUCUAUAUCCUGCUAGGGACUAUUGGCUGGCUUCUCUUCCGACGAGUGUUCUACGGACCUCUUUGGUGGUUGGUAUGGCAGCCUCUGAAACUAGUCGCUCGCGUUAUGUUUGCGACAUUAGGUGCAGCUGGCCUAUCCAGUACAGGCAUGCAGUCUGCUUCUGAGUCAAUCUCAAAUGGCGUCUCUUCGGCUAUCCACGACACGGCUACGGCUGUUGUGACUGGGGCCAUGACAUCUGCAAGCGCAGCCUGGAUGAAUGAGCCCUCGGUGCCCAUUGACAGUGAUCGUAUAAUCGACAAAAUCGGACGGAUGGUUGAGAAAAGUGAACAGGAGGAAGGAUCAUAUAUCGACGAUAUUACCCCGGAGGAAAGGGCAAGACAAGAAGAACUUCCCAAGAACCCGAAAAAGAGAAUGUUUGAGGCGGAGGUGGAAGAGCCUGUGCGGGAUGAGCUAUAA